AUGCAGACCGCCAACUCCCACAGCGCCGUCACUCAGGGUGACCUGGAACUGCUCGAUGUUCUCACCUCGAUGCCUUCCUCCUUCCCGCACCAGCCCAGCUAUGCUUCUUCGUCCUCCUCGUCCAAGCCGAGACCACUGUCCACCCUCAAUGCUCUGAGGAGGCCCCCCAUCGAUCCCAUGGUCCUAGCUGCAAGUCUGAGCUCCGGUCCACACGUCACCCGCCACCAUUUCCACCACUCAUUCGGCAGCCAUGCUCAUACUUCCAACUCGCAGCAGAUGCCCGCCAGCCAGCGCAGGGCGGCGGCGGCAGCUGCUGCAGCUACCGCAUCUGCUUCUACAUCCUCCACAUCCGGCGAUGCAUCUUCACGUCCAGUGCAAACACGCUCCAGACGCCAAUCGGGAGCGAGUGGCUCGUAUGCAAACUGCGACUUUGACGAUUUUGAAGAUCCUUCUCCAAGCGCCAAUGUUGCCUCUUCCUCAUCCGUCAAGAUCGAUCCCGUCCCCGAGGUGACAGACGAAGAGCGAGCCUUCUAUGCAAGCAGACAAGCUCCUCGCAGCGUUCGUUUGCAGCAGCAGAAGGAGCUCGAGCUCAAGCGCGUUCAAGUUCAAGCCCAGGCUCAAGCCAGCAAGGCUCGACAGUCCGCUCAGCAGGAAGACGGCAGGAACCAGGCUGUUACGCAGGCGACCGGCAUCCGAGCCAGUGAUGAGCCUGCCCAACCUGAACUUCUCAAUCAGCCGGGCAACCAAGCAGCAAAGACGGUGCUUGUGCCCCCCUCCGCACCCGCAAACAAGAUUGCACAAGCGCUCGACGAGCGAAAGGCUGCCGUCGCUGCAGCAACCGUCGCUCCGUCCCACAUUCCGCUGACACCCACAGCUGAGACUUUGGCAUACAUGCCCGCCCAGGUCAGCACGCCACUCGGCAAGCCCGGCAUCGCCUCGAUCGUCCGACCGCCCCCCGUCCGCGUCCGAUGCUACGCCCGCACCCGUGUUCCAACUCCCCACGGCGAAGUCUUUUGCCACCUCUACAAGAACACGCACGACACCAAGGAGCACCUGGCGCUGGUCAUCGAUCCUUACCAGAACGACGAAGGCAGCACCCAGAUGGGCCCGGACGGCCGCCCCGUUAAGGAAUCGGAUCCGCUUUACCAGCAGCAAUCGCUUCGUAGCAAGUCGCUCGAUGAGGUGUGGGGCCCUGAAGAGACGGAUAUGGAACGUAUUGUUCGAGGAGCCUACGUGGGCAGACUGGGUCCCAGUUUCCAGGUCGCCUCCAAGCCGCUGCCGCGCCACUCGCAUCCGCAGCACGCACGCUCGCACAUUGCGGAUGGAGGCGAUGACACGCUGGCGCCGCUGGUACGCAUUCACUCUGAGUGUUUUACGGGCGAGACCAUCGGCAGUCAACGUUGUGAUUGCGGUGAGCAGCUCGACGAGGCCAUCCGACUCAUCUCCGAGGCGUACGAUUCAUCGAAAUCUGCUGGUGGUCAGCAUCCCAAUCAACAGCAGCAGCAGAAGCGGAAAUUGGGCCGGGGAGUCAUUGUUUAUCUGCGCCAAGAGGGUCGUGGUAUUGGACUGCUGGACAAGCUCAUGGCGUACAACCUGCAGGAUAUGGGUCAUGACACGGUUUCAGCCAACAUCUUGCUGGGGCAUCUGCCGGAUGCGCGCAAGUACGACAUCGCCUCGGCCAUUUUGCGGGACCUGGGUGUGGAUGAGUGUCGGUUGCUGACCAACAACCCGGAAAAGAUGGAGGCAUUGGAGGCGGAGGGGGUGAAAGUCACGGAGAGAGUGGGCAUGGUGCCGAGGGUGUGGAAGUUUGGCAAGGCGUUGCGCCGGAAGAAGCACAAGAAGAGUCGUAGUGCGAGGAGCAAGGCUGAGGCCAAGGUUGGCUCUAGUCGCGCCGCUGCUGCUGCUGCAGGUGGAGGCAGUCGCGCAAGCGCCAAGAAGGCCUCGUCCCUGCUACGCCAGAUCAACUUGGGUGGUCUUGACGGCAGUGUCAUCUCGCAAGCCGGAACCAACACGGAGUCGGAAUCCGAAAUCGACCCGACCACCGCAGGACUGCGUCACCAGGGUGAAGACAUUCUCAACCCGGACGACCGCUUCGAGUCCGAUUACGACGACGGCCAUCACCACGAACACAGCGAUUGCGACGAGGAAGACGACAGCGGCAGCGACUCGGGCGACUCGUACAUCGACCACGUGCUCAGGAGAUCCGGCACCACCAUGAUCGGUGCCUCCAUCACCAAAGGCCCGGAGUUGGAAAAGUACCUGCGCACCAAAGUGGAGCGUAUGGGCCACUUGUUGACUGUCCCCAACGACGAGAAAGAUGCGCACAGAGACGCACCGAACGCCGAUGUGGAAGGGGACGAUGAAGCGCCUGUCUCACAACCCAACUCGGACGACGAAGGUCUGCUUGCCACUGAACAAUAG
Molecule: messenger RNA, 2421 nt
Organism: Sporisorium graminicola
Lineage: Eukaryota; Fungi; Basidiomycota; Ustilaginomycetes; Ustilaginales; Ustilaginaceae
Exons: 1
Coding region: 1-2421 (806 amino acids)
Biological process (GO): riboflavin biosynthetic process
Molecular function (GO): GTP cyclohydrolase II activity
Source: RefSeq, a predicted model, not a curated record